This is a messenger RNA of Sphaeroforma arctica JP610, 1273 nucleotides long. RefSeq lists its product as hypothetical. The transcript is spliced from 7 exons. The coding region runs from base 352 to 1179 and encodes 275 amino acids. The record is from RefSeq and is a predicted model, not a curated record. NCBI's taxonomy places the organism in Eukaryota, Ichthyosporea, Ichthyophonida.
GUCCGUAGUCUCAAGCUUAUGCACUAUUCUUUACAUCUGGAAUAAUGUAUCACACGUCUACACCCGCCUGUUACUCAAUUAUAGACUAUUAUAUAGAACACACGAUAUAAUCGUAGUGCUUCAGGUCGUAUAGUUAACAUCACGGCGGGGCCAAGGCUAAGUGCACAUCAUAUUACUGGUCGUAUUCUUAUAUUACAGGUCGUAUAGUUAACCACGGCGGGGCCAAGGCUAAGUGCACAUUAUAUUACGCCGACAUUUAGCACUCUAAUAGUCACGAGUUGGGACACGUUCUUAAUAGCUAAGCGUACUAGAUAAUGCAUGAGCACAUAUACAUCUAACAUAUAGUCUAACAUGGUUGCCCUCGGUAAGUGUCGCUUUGGGGCUGAUUGCUGGUAUGGCCGGUUUGCAUGCAGAUACUACCACCCCCUGGAUGAGGUUUCUGCAGUCGAAUACGUGGACAGCAUCGCACUGGAUUCCUCUGGUGUUGGACUGGUUGAUAGCCAAGUAGAGAUAGAUGACGGGAUCGCUGGUUGUCUGUCAGUCCCAUGCGAGCCGCUCAGUCUUAGGGAGUGCGCUAUAGCCGCACUGGCUCGAAGAUAUAGCAACCCUGAUGCUGCCAAAGGCGUGCACGAGUUGUACAUUGAUCCGUGUCCACGUAAGGUACACAGCCAGCUGUUGUCGUCCUUCAGCUUGAUUCCGUUACUGGAGCUCAAGAAGUCUAAGUCCUUGAAAAGGUCCAUCACACCCAAUGUUCUCAAACUGUCGACGGACACCGACGCGUUUAAGUGGGAAACUGUAAAACUGCUGCGAAAAGCAGACUCGAAAUUUGAUCUGGGUGAGGACGUCGAGUUGUCAGAAUACAUCGGGUCUGACGAAGAUUGGAUUCGUUUCCGCUCGGCCGCCUUGAAGUCCGUCGAUAGCACGGUGCGGUUCUGGGCUCUUUACAAGAAGCGCUUUCCGUGGAUGAUGACCUCGGCAGACUGCUCAACACAGAAAGAGUUCUUACACGAAAAAAGACUAUUCCUGGAGGAGUUAAGGGUUGAGUCGGGCAUCAAAGCCAGCUGGCCUAGCUAUCGCACUGCGCGUGGAGGUGAAGCCUUUGGCAAGCAUUCCGGUAAGGUAAUGAAGUUAUGGGAAGCACGCCUCAAGGCUACCACAGAAGUGGCUGCCUGGGUGUGAGCGCUAAUAGUGUUAGAGAGAUAUUCAGUUUGAAUAAAUGAAUUUGCGAAUCAUUAAAAAAGGCAUUUUAGUGGGCUUUCCCAUUGUACUCGAU